This is a messenger RNA of Populus trichocarpa (black cottonwood), 1058 nucleotides long. RefSeq names its product phosphatidylinositol 4-kinase gamma 7-like. Lineage: Eukaryota; Viridiplantae; Streptophyta; Magnoliopsida; Malpighiales; Salicaceae. The record is from RefSeq and is a predicted model, not a curated record. The transcript has 2 exons. Bases 1 to 1014 code for a protein of 337 amino acids.
AUGGGACUUCGAGCUUUCCUGUCACUGCUACAUGCUGGGAACCUUCUGGUCAAGAAGGUUGAUGGGAUUGGGAGGUUUGGUCAGGUGGAGCUCAUUCCCAUUGAUCUUGGCCUUUGCCUUCCUGAAAGUUUGGAGGAUCCAUACUUUGAGUGGAUCCAUUGGCCGCAAGCGUCGAUUCCAUUCUCUGAGGAUGAGCUUGAGUAUAUAAAUAAUCUUGACCCUUUCCAAGAUUCUGAUAUGCUUCGGAGGGAACUACCAAUGAUUCGAGAGGCAUGCCUCAGAGUCUUGGUUGUUUGUACAAUUUUCCUAAAGGAAGCAGCAGCUUUUGGCUUAUGUCUUGCUGAGAUUGGUGAGAUGAUGAGCAGAGAGUUUCGAAGCCAUGGAGAGGAGCCCAGUGAGCUUGAGCUUAUAUGCAUUAAGGCAAGGAGUCUGCUCGGGGAGAUGGAAUAUCUUGUUGACGAGGUGAAACUGGAAGACAAUGAGGAGUUUCAGUUUGACAUUGACUGUGAGGAGUUACGUUUGACUUCAAAUAUAGGAGAUAAAUUAGAAAUGAGACCUCAUUGUUUCCUGUCCAAAGCCAAAAAUGUGCUAAAUCCACUUUCCAAGCUAGAGGAGAGUGCGGAGGAGGAGGAGGAGGGAGAGGCAGACAUUGAGGAGGAGGAGUUGAAUUUAAGCAGAGAUGAAUACGCUGGCUCUACAGAGGACAAGAUUACAAACAUUUCAAGGAUGUCCAUGUUAUUAAAAAAAAUAAGUGGCGGUGAGAACAGUUGGCGGCACGAGGGUGAGAUACGGAGAAGUGGUUACCUGGCUGGUUCUUCUUCCGGAAACAGGAGUGUUAAUGAGCAGCUUCCUUCAAGCAUGAGUUUUGUGACGCUAGCUGAUCUGGAUGAAGGGGAGUGGGUUCUGUUUCUUGAGAACUUUAAGAAACUUUUACAUCCAGCUUUCACUAAUUGCGAAUCUGGAAGUGCUGGUCAGAGGCAAAGACAGAGGCUUGGAACUUCCUGCCAGUUUUGAGAAGUGAGUCACUGGAUAUAUUAAAGAUGUUGGAAAGGUGUAGU